Messenger RNA from Lucilia sericata (common green bottle fly), 408 nucleotides. RefSeq names its product MICOS complex subunit Mic10-like. Gene Ontology annotation, cellular component: MICOS complex; mitochondrial inner membrane; mitochondrion. The transcript has a single exon. The record is from RefSeq and is a predicted model, not a curated record. Bases 66 to 320 code for a protein of 84 amino acids. Lineage: Eukaryota; Metazoa; Arthropoda; Insecta; Diptera; Calliphoridae.
UCUCAAAAAUUUUCCACACAAAAAAAGUCAACAAACUUCUUUUUUUUUAAACCAAUAAAACCGAAAUGAACUCUUCUCGUCUUCAACCCACCUUUAUCGAAGAAGAAUUUGCCUCUCUUCUAGAUCGCUGCUGUAUCGAUGCAUUUCUGAAAUCCUCAAGUGGUUUAGUUAUAGGCUUUUUGUCUUCCUCACUAUUUCUAAAACAACGAAAAUGGCCCAUGUUAUUGGGCAUGGGUUUUGGUUUGGGUUAUGCCUACGCCUCGUGUGAGUACAAUUUGCAAAUGUUGUGUGCUGCUGAUGUCACGGAGAGCAGUACUUGAUCAUCUGUAGUAAUUUUUUUUUUGUGUUGUAAGAUAAUGUCAUUAAUUUAUUGCAUGACUCUGUUUUUAUAUUAAAAUGUUAAUUAAA